Guyanagaster necrorhizus is the source of this 1695-nucleotide messenger RNA. RefSeq lists its product as uncharacterized. Gene Ontology annotation, biological process: transmembrane transport; zinc ion transport. Gene Ontology annotation, cellular component: Golgi apparatus; membrane. Gene Ontology annotation, molecular function: monoatomic cation transmembrane transporter activity. NCBI's taxonomy places the organism in Eukaryota, Fungi, Basidiomycota, Agaricomycetes, Agaricales, Physalacriaceae. Bases 1 to 1695 code for a protein of 564 amino acids. The transcript has 5 exons. The record is from RefSeq and is a predicted model, not a curated record.
AUGCUCUCUCCUUCUCGCUCUUCAUUUCCUUCCAGCCACGCUCGAACACGUUCAGUAUCGACACCCUACUCUCCGCCGCUUCCUUCCCCGUUGUCCUUCUCCUUCCCAGGCAACUCACUAACCGUACCAACAUCGCAGUCGGCACCUACUGCAUUGACAUCCGCCAACGAAACUUCACCAACACAAAGCCGUCGGCAUUCCCGAAUUCAUUCUCGAAACCUCUCCGUUUUCUUCCCCCGGCCCGGGUCUCUUCCAGAGGUAACCAUAUCUGAGGACGGCUCGCAGGAGGUCGAGGCAGCUGGCGACAUUGAAGCCCCAGUAUCUUCGGCUCCCUCAGCAGGUCCUGGCGUCAGUAUGCGAGCUCCCCUUACACCUCUUGGCGCCGGAUUCACAUUCGGUGGACGUCCGCCUUCUUCAGCGAGCGUCCAGAUGCCACCGCUCAUUUCCAAGUCAUCAUCAUCUAUAUCCUCUUCAAGACGUGGCCACCAUCACAAACACUCCCUCUCUCAUAAUUUUUUCUCCUUCCUGGAGCCUGGCUCCCAGAGCAGGCCUGAGGACUUGCAUACCCUGCCUACACCUUCACCUGUUUCACAGUGGACGCCAGUGUCGCCUGUACCGACGUCUGCUUCGUCUAACGGUCACACUCACAAUGAUGAAGACCUUGAGCCGAGUGUGCCUAUGGGUGCUAUAUCAUUGACGUUUGCGCAAUUCGUCUUGGGUGCAUGGUUGUGGGUAUGCGGACAGCAAAUUGGUUCUCUAGGAUGUACGGGCCUGGGAUAUUGGGUCGUGUUUGAUGCAUUUGGGCUCGGGCUGGGGAGUGUCCUUCCUGGCUGGCUGGGAAAAGGAGCUGGGAAAAAAGAGAGGAUGCGACGGCCGUAUGGGAAUGCGCGGAUAGAAACCGUGCUCAUGUUCGCCCAGUCCGUGUAUCUGAUGUUUUCUUCAGUGUAUGUCUGCAAAGAGACCGUUGAACAUGUAUUAUUGAGUAUGGGAGGUGGAGACGGUCAUCACCACCACCAUGGAGAUGAGGAGACUGGAUUCGGGAUUGAAUUCCCCGUCAUCUCAAUACUGCUUUCUAUCUGUUCGAUAGUAGCAUCUGCAUUCUUUUUCAACAACCAUGACAAGCUGGUCACCGUGACCGGAAACCGGAUUCCAUCACUUGGUGCAUAUAUUCGCUCGUUAUCUACUACUCAUCGCUUGCGGGAUCUCCCGCCUACAUCUCCCUCUGCGAUCAUACUUUCCAAUCCAUACACAUCGAGCUCUCUUUUAUUUGCGUUGUGCAUCCUUUUCGUCUCGUUCCUCAUUCCAUCAUCCCAACACCAGGCUUGCGACCUCGUAAUCGCUACCCUUAUAACGGUGGUUACCUUCAACGUCUCCUACAGCGCCUCCGUUAUACUAGGAGCCGUGCUCCUUCAAACGUCACCUCCUCGAGGCUCCGCGGGCGGGCGGAUGGAGGCUUUUUUACGGGCGAUGCGCGAGGUCGAGCGACAUCCACAAGUGCUUCACCUACCCGCACCGCAUAUAUGGCAGCUUACACCGACGUCCAAGGGCGGAACGAUUGUGGUGACGAUGGAACUCCAUGUGCGGCCGGACUUGGGCGACGAUGAGGUGUUGCGGCUGACUAAAUGGGCCUGGGAGCGAUGUACUAAUGCGCUUGGCGGCGAGAGGGAGGUUACUGUUGGUGUUGUUAGAGGAUAA